AUGAGAGUCAUCGAGCGGCAACUGCAAUUAGCCGUGAACAAGAUUUUAGACUGGUGUGAUCACAAUGGCCAUACCCUUUCACCUUCGAAAAGUUCAUGCAUUCAUUUCUGCCGGAAACGCACCCUUCAUAACGAUCCCGUCAUCUCCAUUCAUAACAUUACUAUCCCUGUUGUACCUUAUACAAAAUUUUUAGGCGUCAUUUUCGAUUCUAAGUUAACCUUUCGUCCUCAUAUUGUGUACUUGCGCAAAAGAUGUGAACAGAUACUGAAUAUGUUGCGUGUUCUGUCGAAUACGUUCUGGGGAGCGGAUCGUCUAGCACUUUUACGUAUCUAUCAAGCCCUGAAACUAUCGAGGCUGGACUAUGCAUGCGCAGUCUAUGGUACGGCAACCACUUCUAACCUACGAGCCCUAGACACAGUACAUCAUGCUGCUUUACGCAUAUCUUCUGGAGCAUUUCGUACUUCUCCAGUGGAAAGUUUAUAUGUAGUUUGCCAACAAAUACCAUUACAUCUACGUCGCAUGCAGCUGUCUCUUACUUAUUACUUCAGUGUCAUGUCCUCUAAAUCGCAUCCCUUAAAGCAUGAUGCUAUUUCAUCAAGCUUGGAGCGACUGUAUUUGGCUAGACCAUCACACAUUCGCCCAUUUCAUGCUCGCACACGUUCACUUAUCCAAACAUUCGAUAUUUGUGAAUUGCCAUCACAAUCAGUGGAUCACUUUCUCAUACCUCCAUGGACCAUUUCACCAUAUCAAUGUAUUUCCCUUUUCAAGUUCUACAAUAAAGCCAACGUCACACCCGGCGUUUUUCAUAAAAUCUUCACUGCACAUCGUCACCAAUAUUCUCAAUAUAUACCGAUUUUUACAGACGGUUCAAAAUCUGUUGGAUAUGUAGGCUGCGGUGUAAUCAUCGCUGAUGAUACAUUUAGUUAUAAAAUCCCACAUAUUUGCUCCGUCUUCACUGCUGAAGCUGUUGCUAUCCUUAUGGCACUACGACUAAUUUCCUCAAACUCUACUCGAAAGUAUUGCCUAUACUCUGAUAGUAUGAGCGUUUUAAGCCAACCAGAGAAGUUUCACUAUGAUAGUCAUCCAAUUUUAUGUAUCAUCAUUCAUUUGUUAAUCACUCUUCAGAAGAAUGGCUUCGAGAUAAUAUUUUGCUGGGUACCAAGUCAUGUUGGUAUUCCAGGGAAUGAACGAGCUGACUCAGCUGCACGAUCUGCCACAUCUGCCUUAUCAUUGUCCAUACCUUUCGCCGAUGUGAAGAUACACAUCCGAAAAUUUGUAACAUCAGUAUGGCAACAACAAUGGGACCUCAAAGUUUUAAAUAAAUUGCAUAACAUUAAAUCUGUUGGAGCUAAUCUUCCAACGCUGAAAAGGAAGAAUUGCAUGCAUGCAUGGCGCUGCAUGAUGCAACUCGCAUACCGUUGGGUCCUUGCGGAUAUACCAAUGCAGACAAUGUUCCAAAGUUUUAGAGAGGAAGAAAUGUCCGAUGGACAGACACAAAUGCGGAGAAACAGUAUAAUCCACCUGGGCAUCUGUGUUUUCUGA
Messenger RNA from Parasteatoda tepidariorum (common house spider), 1542 nucleotides. RefSeq lists its product as uncharacterized. Lineage: Eukaryota; Metazoa; Arthropoda; Arachnida; Araneae; Theridiidae. The record is from RefSeq and is a predicted model, not a curated record. Gene Ontology annotation, molecular function: nucleic acid binding; RNA-DNA hybrid ribonuclease activity.